GCCCUAAACCUGAGUGGGAUGCAAGACUUCAGUUUUUGGAGAAUGAAACUGAAUACACACAGAAUGGAGAACUGACCCUGACCUGUCCCAAAGGCCUUGAGCCCUCCUUCCCUGAGGUCAAAUGUGCAAAGGAAUUUCAACAAGUGAGUUCUGGAAGACCAGUCUAUGUGGAUGCCUGGUGGGGCAGGAGCAGCACAGGUGCCUGGACACGCAUUGAGGGGGAUGUCCUGUGCAUGGAAGGGUGCAAAAGGCCCCAGUGGGACUACAGACUCCAGCUGGCACCAGACCAGGAGAACUAUAAGAAGGAUGAGAAAGUGAUGCUGAGCUGCCCUCAAGGUUUCCAGCCACUCUUCACUGAAAUCCAAUGUCAGACUCAAUUACAGAGUGAUUAUGAAACACUUGGGAAUGAAGAAUUUUGGCUUGGAAGAGACUCCAGAGGUGCCUGGGCCCACAUUCAUUCCAGUGUGGAGUGCAUCGGAGGGUGCAAAAGGCCCCAGUGGGACUACAGACUCAAGCUGGCACCAGACCAGGAGAACUAUGAGAAGGAUGAGAAAGUGAUGCUGAGCUGCCCUCAAGGUUUUCAGCCACUCUUCACUGAAAUCCAAUGUCAGACUCAAUUCCACUCUGAUUAUGGGACAUUUGGAUAUGAAGAAUUCUGGCAUGGGAGAGACUCCGGAGGUGCCUGGGCCCGCAUUCAUUCCAGUGUGGAGUGCAUCGAAGCGCUCCUGGUUGACCAUGAGAUUUCUAGUACCAGCAUCAAACUGAAAUGGACCUGCAGGUUCCCUGAUGCCUGCCAGGGCAUGAGAGCCAUGUGCCGGCUGGCAGUGCCUUCCUCCCAUCCCUGUGAGGCUGAGGAGAUGAAUGCAGAGCAGAUGUUACAUGGCCAGGAGGGAACAUUCACCUGCUCCCCUUUGCAGCCCUUCACUGAGUACAGUGUCACCAUUGACUUGCCUCCCAACACAACCCUGUUCUCAUGGUUCUUCACAACACAGGAAUCAGGGCAGACUGUGGGCCAGUGGCAUUGGAUUGUGAUUGGACUGGUUGUGCUGUUGGUAGACCGCCUUGUGGUUGCAGUUAUCCUGUGGCUUGUGCACUCCAGGAAAAGGAAGUACUUGAUGUACAAAAAUAAGGACGAUAAUUAAAAAGGUAAAGGUGGCUAGGCUGGAGAUCAGGCACUUCAGCCCCAGCCAAGACCAUGGAGACAUCCAGAGCAGUGCAGAAAAUGGGAAGGAUAACCCCUGCCCAGUGCUGAUGGCUGUCAUGUCCCCUGGCUCUCCUGUGACUGUGACCAGCAUGGGGCUCUCAUGAAAUUCAUGCUAUUCAGCAGGGCAGGAGGAAAACCCAAGGCCCAGGAGAACUGAGCUUUUUCAUUCCUCAGCCCCUUCAACUCCCAGGGUUUGCUUACUGCUUUUGCAAGGCCUCUAAAUAGGUCUUUCUGUAACCCUUUUAUUUAGGCUUUGCUUUCAUUUUUGCAUUCCUGGAGGGAGGACUUGUAUGCUGGAUUUCCCAGUCCCAGACUCACACAGGCUCAGGUUGAUGGCAUUCUCCUGCUGUCCUCUGGGUUCCCAACCCUUCUGCCCUCUCUGCUGGUAUUCAGCCAAACCCAGGACUUUGCUUGGCCUGGUUGGACUGCUUUGUGACUCAGCCUGCUCCGUCUGGUCAAGAAAUAAAGGCUUAUGGAUUGGAGAGGCUGCCUGUCCCACACAGCUUCUGCCUGCUCCUCUCAUUGCCCCUGUGGAGUGAUAUUCCCCUGCAGGGAGCUGAAACUGUGCCUUGUUGGGGGGAGCCAUGAGCAGGACUGCUGUGAUCCUGUAUUCCCCUGGUGCUGCCUGACAGUUUUUCUGACCUACUGAGCUGAGCUGGACAGCUCUAAUGUGAGUUUGGAGCAGAUGUGUGGUGGGAAUCCAUCAGCAGUGAUGGCUCUCCACACACAUUUUGGC
Messenger RNA from Zonotrichia leucophrys gambelii, 1940 nucleotides. RefSeq lists its product as uncharacterized. NCBI's taxonomy places the organism in Eukaryota, Metazoa, Chordata, Aves, Passeriformes, Passerellidae. The record is from RefSeq and is a predicted model, not a curated record. The transcript is spliced from 7 exons. The coding region runs from base 234 to 1142 and encodes 302 amino acids.